Messenger RNA from Meleagris gallopavo (turkey), 2013 nucleotides. NCBI's taxonomy places the organism in Eukaryota, Metazoa, Chordata, Aves, Galliformes, Phasianidae. The record is from RefSeq and is a predicted model, not a curated record.
GUAGCUUGUCUCACCAUGUGUAACAAACCUGUGUGUUUACUUUUUGAAAAGGGCUAUGGGGAAAUUCUGCAUUUCCAAAUACAACUUGUAUCCUCCAAACAUGAAUCUUCACUCUACUCACUAGUCCUGCCUGUUAAAGGAAACUCUCUCUCUCAUGUUUUUCCCAGGAGCUCUGACUCAGAAGAAGCAUUUGAGACCCCAGAAUCCACUACACCAGUCAAGGCUCCUCCAUCACCUCCACAGCCACCACCCGACACAGCAGUAGCCAUCGUAGCAGACAUAGCAGAGCAAGAAAUAAAGCCUCAGCUGCCCCUGGAAGACACAGGAUUACCUCCUGAAACUGUUCCUGUAACUGAUGUGUCACACAGUGAGACAGUUGAAGAAAGCCCUUUCCGUCCCCCUUGCCAUUCUUUUUCCACCGUCUUCGAUGAGGACAAGCCAAUAGCCAGCAGUGGAACUUACAACUUGGACUUUGAUAACAUUGAGCUGGUUGAUUCUCUCCACGCCUUAGGGCCGAGCUCUCCAGAAUUGAAGAGUCGUGACCCCAAAGCGAAUGUUCGAAGAAAAUCUACUGAUUCAGUGCCAGUUUCCAAAUCUACGUUAUCUCGGUCUCUUAGCUUGCAAGCUAGUGAUUUUGAUGGAGCAUCCUACCUUGGCAACAGUGAGACAUUAGCGCCGACAGCAGAUGCUUAUGGUACUGGUUCAAGCAGUGCUUCCAGUACCCUUAAGCGAACAAAGAAAUCCAGGCCCGCUUCCUUAAAAAAGAAACAGCCAGCAAAAAAAUCCCUGGAUGCUCCGCUGGUGAAGGAAGCGCCACAAGAGCCUCCUGACCUUGGCCAAGCAGCUUCUGCAGGUGAGGAGAAACCAGCACCUGAAGCAAAAGCUGACUCAGUAAAACCCAAGUAUACUGACCCUUCUAAAACCUCUGCUGAGAAACAGGAGGCCUCUGCUGUGCCUGAGGGAUCCUACCCUUUGGAUCCAGAUAAUUUGGAAGGGAUUAGUGCUUUUAGCACUGGAGGCAGCAAAGUGCAAAACUCGCCCCCUGCCAAUAAGAAAACACUACCUCUUACACCUGCACCGGAGGCUGGGGAGGUGACUCCGUCGGACACUGGGGGACAGGAGGACCUUCCAGCCAAAGGCGUUGCGGUGAGGCUGGAAUUUGAUUAUUCGGAAGAAAAAGGGAUUGGUGAAGAGCAACAGGAGAGCACUCCUCCUCCUAAAAAAGCAGGUAAAAAGCCUGGUGCUAAAAUGCCACUACGGAGGCCAAAGACUAAAAAGCCAGUGGAAAAGCUUGACAACGCUCCGACCACACCGACAAAGACACCCACUGAUCCAAACGAAAUCCCUAUCACAAAAGGAUCUUACACUUUUGAUAUUGAUAAGUGGGAUGAUCCCAAUUUUAACCCGUUCUCCUCUAGUACAAAAAUGCAAGAAUCUCCCAAACUGCCUCAACAAACGUACAGUUUUGAGCCAGACAUGUGCGAGGACUCCAUUGACCCUUUCAAGUCUUCUUCUAAGAUUGCCAACUCACCCACUAAAUCUCCAGCCUCCUUUGAGAUACCAGCCAGUGCCAACGAAACAAACGGAACUGAUGGAGACAACUUGAAUAAACCCGCAAAAAAGAAGAAGACGCCACUAAAGACGAUGGUAGAAGAUGUGAUGUCUGUAUGUUCUCUGUUUGAUACAUUUAGGGUGAAAAAAUCACCAAAAAGAUCUCCACUAUCUGAUCCUCCUUCUCAGGAUCCCACCCCGCUGCCUACCCCAGAAACGCCUCCUGUCAUAUCUGCAGUGGUUCAUGCAACAGAUGAGGAGAAACUGGCAGUGACCAGCCAGAAAUGGACCUGCAUGACUGUGGACCUGAGCACGGACAAGCAGGAUUACCCACAGCCCUCUGAUCUGUCCACAUUUGUCAAUGAGACCAAGUUCAGCUCUCCUACAGAGGGUAUGCUGUAUUCUGGGCUGUCUGCAUCCAGCUGGUGUUAUUUUGGGGAACUCUAAAAAUGGUGCUCUUUG